Messenger RNA from Podospora anserina S mat+, 417 nucleotides. RefSeq lists its product as uncharacterized. The annotation marks the transcript as partial. NCBI's taxonomy places the organism in Eukaryota, Fungi, Ascomycota, Sordariomycetes, Sordariales, Podosporaceae. The record is from RefSeq and is a predicted model, not a curated record. The transcript has a single exon.
AUCGAGUCCAUCAUGUCUGGCUUCGAAGUUGUGGGCGUUGUUCUGGCAAGCCUUCCCAUCGUCGUUGCUGUUCAACAAUCAUACGCCAACUCCAUUACCACUUGGAGAAAGUACCAUCGAAAAGCGAAAAUGCUAAUGCGCACACUGGAAACGGACCAUACGAGACUAGAAAACAUUUUGGAGAUGUUGCUGAUAGGGAAUGCUCCCGAUGAUCAGAUGGAAGAGAUGGUCAAGGAUCCAUUUGGGCCGUUGUGGAAAGAUCCGAUCAUCCACAGCAAGGUCAGGGGUUGGCUGUGGAAAUCACAUGGUGUGUUCGAACAAAACAUUCAAGACCUGAAGGAAGCUGUGGAGGAGAUCCAAGAAAAGCUAAAGAUUGAGAGAGACGAUAAAGUAAGGUAUCUAAUCGAAUCUAUUUAA